GUGUUGACUAUCUGUCAAACAAUAGCUGUGAAAAUACAUGCAUUCGCUCGGUACGCCUGUCUGUAAUCGAGUGAUGCGCACACGAGAAACUGUUUAUCAGGGUUGCUAAAAUGCCAUUCAAGUUUCACUUGAAGAAGAGCAGGCAGUACAAUGUCGUAUCCAAGAAUCAGUAUGUGAUCUGUGUCGAGCUGUUAGAUAGCUCAUCUAUAGAAUGCACGCUCAGCAUUGAUAGCAGUGGACAAGAAUGCCUGAACAAUGUAACACAGCGUAUAGGAUUGGGGCAACCAGAGUUUUUUGGUUUACGUUACAUCUGCUGCCAUGGUACACCAUCUUUGAGAUGGAUAGACAUGGACAAACCUCUGAAGAAGCAACUGGAAAAAGACGCCAAGAGCUUCACGCUUUAUUUAAGGGUUAUGCACUAUAUCACAGACAUCCAAUUCAUUCAGGACGACAUAACAAGGCUUCAUUACUAUCUUCAAUUGAAGAAUGACGUAUUGGAGGAGAAAAUACAUUGUAACUCAAGGCAGGCUUGUUUAUUAGUGGGCUAUUCUAUGCAGGCUGAAUUUGGAGAUUAUAGCACAGAGAAACACACGAUCGAUUAUUUCAAGCAGUGUGUCUUCUUUGCAAAUGAUGUAAUUAAGACAGAACCGGGCGGGCAAGAUUCUCUCUUACAUACAGCAAUAUGUCAGUACAAGAGUCUCGCUAAUGUCGCACAAAGUACUGCGGAGGAACUGUAUAUCUCAUCUGUUAUGCAACUAGAAGGAUACGGCAACGAAACGUUCACUGCCAAGGAUAGCAGUAAUAACAAAGUUAUUCUCGGGAUCUCUGUUAAUGGAAUAAUGGUGGCCUAUUCUAGCACACAAACCACACAAUUUUACAGAUGGAGGGACAUCAGCAAUGUCAUAAAUCACAAAAAGACAUUCAGAAUAGAGUGUCAGUUGGAAGGCGAAGAAGCUAAACAAUUUGUAUUUACCGAGUCGCGCGAUGCAAAAUACAUAUGGCGAUUAUGUAUAGCACAACAUACAUUUUACAUGCAGUAUCAGGAACGCCGUCCACUAGAAAGAUCUAAUGGCUACUUCGAUAACGAGACAAACGAUCCCGGUGAGCAAGCGAUAUCCGUAAAUCUGGACAAUCGGACCGUGGACAAUCACACGCGAUGGACAAGUUACAACGAUCUCUCGACGUCACCGUACCCAGCCGUCGUGUCUGUCUCGUCGACGGAUAUAAAUAAUUUACGCGCAUUAUUACCGUCGUACAGACCGGCGCCUGAUUACGAAACCGCGAUACAAAUGAAGUACAAGAAUGGUGGAAACCCUCCACAGCCUUAUUAUGCGAAUCAGUCUGCGAUUGUCGGCUCUGACAUUUCGUGCCUUCUUGGUAAUGUUGUCAAUCACAACAGGUACUGAAUUUCAUGAGAUUUCUCUUGACG
Molecule: messenger RNA, 1429 nt
Organism: Dinoponera quadriceps
Lineage: Eukaryota; Metazoa; Arthropoda; Insecta; Hymenoptera; Formicidae
Gene: Pez
Product: tyrosine-protein phosphatase non-receptor type 14
Exons: 7
Coding region: 111-1406 (431 amino acids)
Cellular component (GO): cytoskeleton
Molecular function (GO): cytoskeletal protein binding; protein tyrosine phosphatase activity
Source: RefSeq, a predicted model, not a curated record